GAAACAUAAAGUGUGUAGUCUUGAAAUCAGAAAUCAUGUUAUCCAACUCCGGUUCUGAUAUGAUUGAAGAUACCCGGCAACUGAAUACUGCAAGGCAGAAUGAUGCAACCGCCGAAAGGAAAGCCCGAAAAAAGCGUUUGAAGCUGAGUUGUAUGGAAUGUAGAAAAAAGAAGCUAUCUUGCGAUCGAAAUUCUCCAUGCCAAAGAUGUAUAAGAUCGGGAAGGCCGGCGCAAUGUACAUUCGAGACCAGAAUAGAGCAACCGUCGGUAUUAGGUCCAUCAAUUCAGCAGCAAGAAGAGAUUCAAAAUCUCCAAAUUGAGAUCACCGCGUUGAAAGAUUUAAUCUCGAAAAACCGCCUCGAAUUUGAGAAAAGGGAUGCGAUAAUUUCAAGCAUAGGAGGCCCACCAUCAAACAGGAAGCCUCAAGAAACUGGACGUCUCCCAACUAGCAACCUCAAUGCGGUGAAUCCAAUUACGAUGAACAACGGUCAACCUAUCACGGCAAUAUCUUCAAGGGAAAGACUUGGUCAAGAGGCAGCUGAAUCUAUAUGGCCGCAAAUCACGGAUCCAAGAGAAAGAACCCCACAAGGAUACUAUGGUCGACAUGCCUUAUUCCAGUUUUUCAACGUGAUACCCGAGCUCUUUCCAUUCAUUAGGGAAACAGCCGAUGAAUGGUUCAAACCCCUUGGCGUGAGUAUCGUCAAGAAGGAAUCCAACGGGGGCGCAUGUAAUACGAAGCCGCCUCAUGGAGAUGGCAUGGUUCUGGAGAGCCUUCUCCCGCCUAAAGAAGAUACCGAUAUUCUAGUUUCGUUUUACCUUGACAAUCUAGAACAAAUCCACCGAAUUGUUCAUAUUCCUACGUUCAAGGAGGAAUACGCCAACUGCUGGAUUCCUCAACGGCCCCGGCAUCCCGCUAUGACAGCUCUCAUCUUGGCGAUGAUUUCAAUAUCUGCAUGUGCAACCACCGCCGAUGCGACAUUUAUAGCAACACGAUACCGGGCUGUGUGUACUCAAUGGAUCUCCACCUGCGAGGAAUGGUUGAAGCAGCAAAGUCCCAAACACCGCAAAUUCAUCCACUAUCAAAUUUCCUGUUUGGUAUAUCUUGCCAAGCGAGCGGCUAUGAUCGGAAAGAAGCGGUGGUGGAAAGAAACCAGUUCGUUGAUUCAGGAUUCCAUUAUAUAUGGACUACAUUGCGAAUCGACUUUAUCCACUGCGAUACCUUACAUCAGGGAGAUGAAAAGACGAAUCUGGGCUGUACUCCGAGAAUUAGAUCUUCAGAACACAUUUGAGUACGGCCUUCCUAGCCUGCUUCACAAUAUUGAGUCUGAUAUUGCCCCACCCACGAAUAUCAACGACGACGACUUUGACGAAACAUCAAAAGAAAUACCUGCGCCGAAACCACCGGGUGAAUAUACUUAUACAUCUUACCAGGUUCAUAGUUCUCGAAGUUGGUCGUUGCGCCUCGAAAUAUCGCAGCGUUUAUUUAGUCCCAAAUUCUCCAAGCCUCUCUCUUAUGAUGAAGUCUUGCGAUAUACCCACAGGAUCGCACGAGAAAUAGAAGCAAUACCUUCAUGGGAUACUGAAAAUGCGCUCACUCACGCAUAUCUACUAUUCCAGCUCAAAACUUGCAUCCUCGCACUCCACCAACCCUACCUCCAUAAAAACGACGGCAGGUACUGGCUUUCAGAAACAGCAUGUUAUCACGCAUCGCGCGAUAUUCUCCUCCUGCACAGCAAAUUAGCAGAAUUAGGAAUCCAGAGUUCAACGGUGCUUAGAGAAGAUCUCCUAUUAGCUUCAUUAAAUCUCGUCCAAAUCACUAUGCUUCAGCCCAAAGCUUCGAUUAACAUCAUGUCGACCGAUUCCCAAUCCACAAUCGAUCUUCUCAUGCAAUGUGUUCCAUUCAUGGAGGAUAUACACCUACGAUGUUGCCAUAGCGAACUCUGGUGUUUUAUUACAAUGUACGCGGUGAUUAUGCUGCUCAAAAUACACCUUGGCAAGGAAACUCGGCAAACUGCUAAAGCAGCAUGUGCAAGACGGUAUCUGGACUUACAUUAUCGGCAAAUCGAGAGACAUAAGAUGUGUCUUCCUAUUCAUGAGGAUUUCCCACCUUCGAAUUCCGCAAGCCACGUUGAUGUUAGCGAUGCGCUCACGCCGUUCCAACCAACUACACCUAUCGCGACCAACUUCCCGGUGUCUGGGUGGUUGGACUGCAAUUACUCCGAGUUCGACAUAGAUGCUUUUGAUUUUGAUAAUACGUGGGGUAUUUGGGAACCGCCGCAGAUAUGAAGCAAAAUAUCCGCUAUAUUGGUGGGCUCGAGGCUGUACAAUGUUAGGGAAUUUCGAAACGCAUUAACAAUUCACAUAGUGCAUGUUUUUGGAAUAAUUGGUUUGAUGUUCAAUGAGCGGUUAUCCAUCCGAAUAUCGAAAUGGCGCUGAUUGUAUUGUGAUAUAAAUGCGCCCAUAGGCUGUGUUAAAUAAU
This is a messenger RNA of Hypoxylon trugodes, 2478 nucleotides long. RefSeq lists its product as uncharacterized. Gene Ontology annotation, cellular component: nucleus. Gene Ontology annotation, molecular function: zinc ion binding; RNA polymerase II cis-regulatory region sequence-specific DNA binding; DNA-binding transcription activator activity, RNA polymerase II-specific. Lineage: Eukaryota; Fungi; Ascomycota; Sordariomycetes; Xylariales; Hypoxylaceae. The coding region runs from base 36 to 2285 and encodes 749 amino acids. The transcript has 4 exons. The record is from RefSeq and is a predicted model, not a curated record. Gene Ontology annotation, biological process: regulation of transcription by RNA polymerase II.